Messenger RNA from Thunnus maccoyii (southern bluefin tuna), 1163 nucleotides. RefSeq names its product sterol carrier protein 2b (gene scp2b). Gene Ontology annotation, cellular component: cytosol. The coding region runs from base 165 to 584 and encodes 139 amino acids. Lineage: Eukaryota; Metazoa; Chordata; Actinopteri; Scombriformes; Scombridae. The record is from RefSeq and is a predicted model, not a curated record. The transcript has 5 exons.
UAUAGGCUACACUCGGGGCUAUCUGACAUCGACACGUCGAGUCUGAAGAUCCGGGAGAGGAGGAAGAAACAAGGAAGUGCAGUUAGCAAAAGCAGGCAAGUACAGGCUACAUCAGCGGCUUCGUUGAGCUUGAGGCUGUUUGUUCAUCUAACGUUCUUGCAAAAAUGCCUGAAGUACUGACAUUAAGGAUUCAAGCAGUUAACACCAAUGCCAGUGACGGACUGGAGGGCUUCAAAGCACAUGCUGUGUUCCAGGAAAUCAACAAGAAGCUUCAGGAGGAAGGGGAGCAGUUUGUGAAAAAGAUCGGGGGGGUGUUUGCCUUCAAAGUGAAGGACGGCCCAAAUGGACAGGAGGCAACUUGGGUGGUGGAUGUGAAGAACGGCAAGGGCUGCGUUCACAAUGACACAGCUAAGAAAGCAGAUUGCACCAUUUGCAUGUCAGAUACAGACCUUUUGGCCUUGAUGACAGGAAAGAUGAACCCACAGACUGCGUUUUUCCAGGGUAAGCUGAAGAUCACAGGGAACAUGGGACUGGCCAUGAAGCUUCAAAACCUGCAGCUGCAGCCAGGCAAAGCCAAGCUGUAGAGGAGACAUUGGAGCUAGUUGUAACUACUACACCUCUGAACACUGAAUAGUUUCUGUAUCGCAGAUUAAAACCACAACGAAUUUAACAGCAAGUCUGAUUUCAGAUCAGUGUUGAAGGUCUGUUAAACCUUCUCUCACUGGACUGAACUACUUUUCCUGCUACUGACCGGCCGGGGGAUUAGUCAGCAGCCCUGCCAAGCUAACUGGAGAAAAAGAUAGAUGGGUAGAUAAUUAAUUCUCUAAUAAAGGACCUCUCAUGAUAAUACCCUGAGUACACUAGAGUAGAAACAGGUUCUCCCUACUUUGUGAUACUAAUUCAGUUUUAAGUCCAUUUUUCUGUAAUUUUCCAAUACCAAUGAACUAAUUCUUUGACUGUGUUUUGGCUAGAAAAGUUUUGGAUAGAGCAGAUUGACGUCAUUUCCACAAUCAUGGACACAAUAGUCUAAGUGCCUCCUUGUCUCAGAUUCGCAGUUUGCUCAAAGGUUUUUAGCCAACAACAUAGAAAUGUUUUUCACUGUGGCUGCCUGCUGUUUUAAAGGACCAGUGUGUAAAAUUUAAUGGCAUCUAGUGGUGAGGUUG